Molecule: messenger RNA, 4152 nt
Organism: Diabrotica balteata
Lineage: Eukaryota; Metazoa; Arthropoda; Insecta; Coleoptera; Chrysomelidae
Source: the annotation of a GenBank genome assembly
GGAAAUUGACAAUUGGUUUUAAAAUGGGUAUCUGAGAAUCUGAGGAUGGGUUUAUGUGUGUGUAUUUUUUCAAAACGUUAAUAUGAGAUUCCUAGGUGUGUCUUAGUGUUCCCAAAAUACAAUUACAAAUACCCUAAUAAAUGAGACUAUGUCGUGGUUUUAUGUUUACACUCGGUUCCAGUGCCUCCGCGUAAAAAUUAGUUAAUAAAAAGUGUUGCACCUUAAUGAGGGUUAGAAGUAAAUCGGUGAUAAAAUAAAAUAAUUCAAAAUGUGGAAUAUGAUGUGUGAUGUGAUGCCGACUAUCUCGGAAGACAGUAUUAGUCAAAGAGGUUCGCAGUUUUCAGGCGAAGAUGCAAAUUUCGAGCAGCUUAUGGUGUCCAUGCUCGACGAAAGGGAUAAGUUAAUGGACAGUUUGAGGGAAACACAAGAAAGAUUAGGGGAGACUGAGCUUAAAUUGCAAGAUACUGAAAAAGAAAGGGAUUCUUUGCAAAGGCAAAUAGCGGCAAAUCUCCCACAGGAAUUUGCUACGCUUACCAAAGAACUAAAUGCAGCGAGAGAACAACUCUUAGAACGAGAGGAAGAAAUCUCAGAAUUGAAGGCUGAACGAAACAAUACAAGGUUACUAUUAGAGCAUUUAGAAUGUCUUGUAUCGAGACACGAGAGAUCUUUAAGAAUGACUGUUGUAAAACGUCAAGCAGCAGCUCAAUCUGGCGUUUCGAGCGAAGUGGAGGUCCUCAAGGCUCUCAAGAGUCUGUUCGAACAUCACAAAGCUUUAGACGAAAAGGUGCGUGAAAGACUGAGGGUAGCUUUAGAAAGAAAUUCCAGCUUAGAAGAAGAAUUAGCAGCAACCAAAGAAGAACUACAACAAUAUAAACAAGCUAAUGUACCUGCCACUGUUGAAAUACCCAAAGAAAAUGGACAAGUCGAUGUUGGGGACCAAGUUAUAUCUACUAAUAAUAAACCAUCUUCGAAGCCACGUCUUGCCAAUGGGGGAAUGGAGCCUGAUAGUGAAACUGCAGCUAGAAUUACCGACUUGCAGAUGGCAUUGGAACAACAGACUGGAGAAAUAAGUACCUGGCAACGUCGUGUGGCGGAAAUGCAGAACCGAGUAGCGGAACUGGAAGAAAACUUGUCGAAGGCACAAAAAGAUCUGUUGAAAGCACAAGACACCAAUUCUAAAUUACAAAGAGAUCUUAGAGAAAACGUGGCGCAAAAGGAAGACCAGGAAGAGCGAAUUGCCACACUAGAGAAGAGAUAUCUCAAUGCUCAGAGGGAGUCCACUUCAUUACAUGAUCUUAACGAGAAGUUGGAGCAGGAGUUGCAGCAUAAAGAAGCUCAAAUAAAGUUACACGAAGAAAAAAUAGCAGCUAUCCAAGAAAAACUGGAACUAUCCGAACAAAAAUUAGCUCAAUAUUCAAAAUUACCAGAAAUAGAGGAACAACUGAAGCAACGUAUGGAGGCGUUGACACAGGUGAGACCACAGGCUCAAGAAAGACACGGAUCUGCAGAGGACCGAAUUCAAAGACUUGAAGCUAAUUUAGAUGAGAAAAACGCGGAAUUGAUUCGCCUCAACCAAAGACUAAAAAUGAACGAGGAACACAACUCGCGACUUUCAUCAACGGUCGACAAACUUCUUUCCGAAUCGAACGAAAGGCUACAAGAACAUCUCAAAGAAAGAAUGCACGCUCUGCAAGAAAAGAACAGCCUCACUCAGGAUUUGGAAAAGACGAGGAAGAUGUUAGAAGAGUUGGAUAGUCAAAAGUCAGAAAUUAUGAAAGAAUUAGCUAAAUCUAGGUUAGAAAUUGAUAACGUUAAAAGACAAAUGCUUCAGCAAGAAAUCGCCUACAAUAUUCAACAGACCGACGCCCUCACUCGAUCGCUGUCUCCAAACGCGGUCGAUCCGAGUACUUUCUCCAGAAGCGCGAGUCAUUCCAGUUUCGACAGUCAUUCCUUGCCUCGUAGAGCAGCUAAAAGCAGAACUCCCAUCGAUGAAGAACCAAAGUUACCGUUUGCUUCGCGAUCGAUGAGCGAACAGGAAUGGGAGAAAUUGCAACAGGCUCACGUGCUGGCCAACGUUCAACAAGCUUUCGAUGUAUCUAGCGACGCAGAAGGAGACGAUGCAGAGAGCAUUUUCAGCACACAAGACAUGUUAUCUCCAGGAGGUCACACCGACGCUCAAACUUUAGCUAUGAUGCUUCAGGAACAAUUAGACGCCAUCAAUAACGAAAUUAGAUUAAUACAAGAAGAAAAGCAGAAUACAGAAGCUAGAGCGGAGGAAUUGGAAUCGCGAGUAGGAAGUAUGGAACACGUUAAUCUUUUAACACGAGGGAGGAGCAUGGAACGUCAAAGUCCACCAGUUAGCGGUAGAUCUACACCUAAAUCACACCAUUCACCACAAAGAGAUUAUCUUCAAAAAUACCAUACCUUACCACUAGAACCGAUGUCAUCCGAAUUAACAGCUGACGAGAUGUCUCUCGCGGACGGUACUAAUGGCGGAGGAGCAUCACCACUCACAGCACGUCACUUAAGAUUGGAACGAGUAGCUCAAGCUCUAGCUCACAGCCAAGAGGAACUUCGAAGUAUGUUUAGGCAAGGACACACGCACACACCUCCAUCACCAUUGUCAUCUCGUCAUAGCAGCCAGGAGAGCCUACAUAAGAACGCCAUCUCGGGUCUGUCGAGGGAUAUGUCAACGGCCGCUGCUGUCGCCGCUGCAGCUGCUGCGCAGAAAAAGAAAGGAAUCAAAUCUUCGCUGGGAAGGUUCUUCAGCAAAAAAGAAAAGGUGAAAGGAAAAGAACCCACAGUAGUAGGACCCGAAAUAAAUUUAAAUUUAAGCCAAAGCAGUAUUGGAAUCUCAGACGGCGACUUUUGUGAUACGAUGAGCAUAUCUGGAAAACUUGGACAAAAACCUGAAUUUGAUAGACGACAGAAAAAGAAGGAUUUAGACUACAGACACGAAUUGUUAGCCGAAGCAAUGAAGGCCGGUACACCGUUUGCGUUGUGGAACGGACCGACGAUUGUAGCUUGGUUGGAAUUGUGGGUAGGAAUGCCUGCUUGGUACGUCGCUGCAUGUCGGGCGAACGUAAAAUCUGGCGCUAUUAUGAGCGCUCUUAGCGAUACGGAGAUCCAGAGAGAAAUAGGAAUUAGCAAUCCACUUCACAGGCUGAAGCUGCGUCUGGCAAUACAAGAAAUGGUAUCCUUAACGUCACCGUCAGCGCCAAAAACCUCCAGAACAACUUUAGCGUUUGGUGAUAUGAACCACGAAUGGAUCGGCAAUUCUUGGCUUCCAGCACUAGGUCUUCCACAAUACCGGACUACCUUUAUGGAAUGCUUGGUCGAUGCCCGAAUGCUAGACCAUUUAACGAAGAAGGACCUAAGAGGACAAUUAAAAAUGGUCGAUGGUUUCCAUCGGACUAGCCUACAUUACGGCAUUUCGUGUUUGAAGAGGUUAAAUUUCGAUAGACACGCUUUAGAAGAGAGGAGAAAAAAUUGUGAGAAUACAUUAUCAGAUGUCAUAGUUUGGACCAAUGAGCGUGUGGUUAAAUGGGUAGCUUCUAUAGGUUUAAAGGAUUAUAGUAAUAAUUUAGAAGAAUCUGGAGUCCAUGGUGCUUUGAUUGCUUUAGAUGAAAGUUUUGAUGCAGACAGUAUGGCGUUAGCUUUACAAAUACCUACACAAAAUACACCGGCAAGACAAACCUUGAAAAUAGAAUAUACCAAUUUACUUCAUGUAGCGGCGGACCGAAAACCGCACGAUAUUCAAUCCUGAUAUGUUCCAUAGCUCUAAUAGGAUAAAAUAAAAAUGACCGUGUAGUGUUCCAUUGAUAAAAUAGUUGCAGCAAUGUGUGGUAUCACCUCAGUGUAAGGUACCACUUUUGCGAGUGGUAUCGUUUUGUGAGUCACACCCUAGCGUGAUAUCACCCUUGAGAAUAUCUUUGUUUGUUGUAGCAAUGUGAGAAAAUUUCAGUUUGUGGUAUCACCUUCUGUAACCGCUUACAUCUUACCUGUGUGAUCUCACUUAUUGAGAAUAAGUCUACGAAGUGGUAUCAUAUCUGUGUCUAAUGCAUCACCAUCUCCGUCACGUACCAUCAGAAAUGGUAAUGCUAUGAAAAAACCGGAGGUGAGAAGGAAAUAAAGAUAUGUGUAUGAAAUUGG